Messenger RNA from Castor canadensis (American beaver), 5800 nucleotides. NCBI's taxonomy places the organism in Eukaryota, Metazoa, Chordata, Mammalia, Rodentia, Castoridae. The record is from RefSeq and is a predicted model, not a curated record.
CAGGCUGAGUAAAUAUUGGGAAAUGGGUGUUAUUAUCUGUUCAUUGACUAUAGAUUUAAUGGAACCAAGGAGAGCCUAGAUCAGUGUGAAAUUUGUUUUAAGCAUUGUUGUAAAGUUUCCAAUCCUCAAAUGCAAGAGGCUUGCAAAAAAAGAAAAGAAAAAUGCAACUAUUACUGAGUGAAAUAAAAGCUCCUGUCCUUCAAAUGCCUGCUUUGGUUUAGCACAGUAGCUUGCUUUACUUUCAGAUAAAUUGUCAUUGAAGCAAAACCAAGAUAUGAGAAAUGUGAACCCUUCUCUUUCAACACUACCCAUUGUGUUCAAAUUCAUAAGCAAGAAAGGUAAGAGCCCACCUUCCUCUCUAAGAAAAUAUGAAAGUUGGCACUUUGAAAUAGAGUUCAUUGCACUCAGACUUUGAGUGAUAUCUGCAUUCAGAUCCAACCGGAUCUGCAGGUGCCUUCCAAAAAGUUCUUUCUUCUCAGUGGUGAGAAUUACCUCACCUGGAAUUCACUCUUCAAAAGGCUCCAGAAGCUUAUUCAUAUGAAUGAAACUGUUUCUUCAGAGUAGAUGCGGAAGCUGCCCUCCUCGAGGGUUUGGGCAACCCAAGGGGAAAGGAAAUCGUUCAGAGCCACUGUGGCUGCUGGGUCUUCUAGAGUUGGGUGCUGCCUCGAGCUCACUGCUCUCCCCAAGAUGCAGUUUCUUGAUGCAGAGGAUCUUCUGGUGGAUGAAGAGGAUGAUAUUUUUGGUGAAGGACUGCCAACCAGACUCCCAGAAAUCAUGCUGGUUGGAUCCCAGUCCUUCUCGCCUGGAGGGCCCAAUGGGAUCAUCAGAAGCCAGUCCUUCGCGGGUUUCAGUGGCCUGCAGGAACGACGAUCCAGGUGUAACUCCUUCAUUGAAAAUGCCUCUGCUCUCAAGAAGCCCCAGGCCAAACUGAAGAAAAUGCACAACUUAGGUCACAAAAAUAACAAUCCUCCCAAAGAGCCUCAGCCUAAAAGAGUAGAAGAGGUCUACAGGGCCUUGAAAAAUGGACUGGAUGAGUACCUGGAGGUUCACCAGAUGGAGUUGGAAAAGUUGACAGCUCAGUUAAAAGAUAUGAAAAGGAACUCACGCCUGGGUGUGCUGUAUGACCUAGACAAGCAAAUUAAAACAAUUGAAAGAUACAUGAGACGCCUGGAGUUUCACAUUAGUAAGGUAGAUGAACUCUAUGAAGCCUAUUGUAUCCAACGACGUCUACAAGAUGGUGCCAGCAAAAUGAAGCAAGCCUUUGCAACAUCCCCUGCCAGCAAGGCUGCCCGAGAGAGUCUGUCAGAGAUCAAUCGGAGCUACAAAGAGUACACAGAGAAUAUGUGCACCAUUGAAGCGGAACUGGAGAAUCUGCUCGGGGAAUUCUCCAUCAAGAUGAAAGGUCUGGCUGGCUUUGCUCGCCUCUGUCCUGGAGAUCAGUAUGAAAUUUUCAUGAAGUAUGGUCGGCAGAGAUGGAAACUGAAAGGCAAAAUAGAAGUCAAUGGCAAACAGAGCUGGGAUGGAGAAGAGACAGUUUUCCUGCCCCUCAUAGUUGGGUUCAUUUCCAUCAAGGUCACUGAGCUCAAAGGGCUAGCGACUCACAUCCUGGUGGGCAGUGUGACCUGUGAGACCAAAGAGCUGUUUGCAGCCCACCCUCAGGUGGUAGCUGUUGACAUCAAUGACCUUGGUACCAUCAAACUGAACCUGGAAAUCACCUGGUAUCCCUUUGAUGUGGAAGACACAACGCCAUCCUCCGGUGCUGGGAACAAGGCGGCAGCUCUCCAGAGGAGGAUGUCCAUGUAUAGCCAGGGCAGCCCGGAAACACCUGUCUUCAAAGAUCAUGCUUUCUUUAGGUGGUUGCUUCCUUCACCAGACAGGCCCAUGCGGCUGUCUGUCUUGAGUGCCUUGAGAGACACUUUCUUUGCCAAGCUGCACCGCAGCCGCUCUGUCAGUGACCUGCCCUCCCUCAGCCUGAACCCCAAGGCCCUGCUAGAGUUCUAUUCAAAUCUACCUGAUGACAUCUUUGAAAAUGGAAAGACUGCUGAGGAAAAAAUGCCACUGUCACUUAGCUUCAGUGACCUGCCCAAUGGGGAUUGCACCAUCAUCUCCAACUCAGCUGCCUCUCCCUCCAGCUUGUGCUCAGCAAAUCCAGAAAUUACCAUAACCCCUGCUGAGCUCACCCACAACAGCCUAUCCUCCCACAAGGAGAGCAUGGAUGACAGCAGCUCAGUAUCUUCUAGAAAUUCCUUGGGAGAAGACCAAGAGCCAAAGUCCCACCUGAAGGGGGACACAGUGGAACCUAGGAAGCCUGCCUUGGCCACAGGUGCUGGCACUGAGCGCCUGUUCAUUGAGAAUGGUGUUGCGGAGGCCCUUCUGCAAGAGUCUGAUGAGGCCUCUGACCUCAAACCUGUGGAACUAGACACUUUUGAAGGCAAUAUCACGAAGCAGUUGGUGAAAAGGCUUACCUCAGCUGAAGUGCCAGUGGCCACAGAGAGGCUGCUCUUCGAGGGCUCUGUCAGUGGAGAAUCUGAAAGCUGUAGAUCCUUUCUGGAUGGCAGCUUAGAGGAUGCCUUUAAUGGGCUUUUUCUUGCAUUAGAACCACAUAAGGAGCAGUACAAAGAGUUCCAGGAUCUGAACCAAGAAGUCAUGCAUUUGGAUGACAUUCUAAAAUGCAAACCCGCAGGAAGCCACAGCAGGUCUUCCAGCUUAAGUCUUACAGUCGAAAGUGCUUUAGAAAGCUUUGAUUUCCUGAACACCUCUGAUUUUGAUGAGGAGGAGGACGAUGGUGAUGAGGUUUGUCAUGUUGGAGGAGGUGCCGACUCAGUAUUUUCAGACACUGAGACUGAGAAAAACAGUUACAGGUCAGUUCACCCAGAAGCCAGGGGACAUCUUAGCGAAGCACUGACGGAAGACACAGGAGUCGGGACCAGUGUGGCAGGAAGCCCUCUCCCACUGACCACAGGAAAUGAGAGCCUAGACAUCACCAUCGUUAGACAUCUACAGUACUGCACCCAACUCUGUUCAGUAAAUGAGAGUAAGGUGAUUAAGAAAAAAAGUCCAAAUGCUUCUGACAGUACAGCAGGGCAGUACUGCUCUGUGUCCCACAUCCAUGGCUACCAGCAAAUUGUUUUCUCCAGCAAAACCCCAUUUGUGGCAAGAAAUCUCUUAGAGAAGCUUUCUAAGCAGAUCCAAGUGAUGGGGAAACUCGCAGCAGUCAGUGAUGAGAACAUAGGCAACAUCAGCUCUGUCAUCGAAGCUAUACCAGAAUUUCACAAAAAGCUGCCUUUGCUGUCGUUUUGGACCAAGUGCUGCGGCCCGGUUGGUGUCUACCACAGCUCAGCUGACAGAGUGAUUAAGCAGCUGGAGGCCAGCUUUGCUAGAACUAUGGACAAAGAAUACCCAGGACUUGCAGACCCAGUGUUUCGAACCCUGGUGUCCCAAAUUCUGGACCGAACUGAGCCUCUGCUUUCCUCCAGCCUUUCCUCAGAAGUUGUCACCGUUUUCCAGUAUUACAGUUACUUUACCAGCCAUGGUGUGAAUGACCUGGAGAGUUACCUGAGUCAGCUGGCCAGGCAAGUUUCCAUGGUUCAGACUCUGCAAUCCUUAAGAGAUGAAAAACUGCUGCAGACCAUGAACAGCCUUGCUCCCAGCAACCUCCCAGCCCAGCAAGAAGUUCUCAGGACUCUGGCUCUGCUGUUGACCAGAGAGGACAAUGAAGUUAGUGAGGCUGUGACACUGUACUUGGCAGCAGCCUCCAAAAAUAAGCAUUUCAGGGAAAAGGCCUUGGUCUAUUACUGUGAAGCACUAACAAAGACCAACCUCCACCUCCAGAAGGCGGCUUGCCUGGCCCUAAAAAGCCUUGAGGCUACAGAAUGCAUUAAAAUGCUGGUGACGUUGUGUCAAUCUGAUACUGAAGAAAUCAGAAAUGUGGCCUCAGAAACCCUCUUGUCUCUUGGAGAAGAUGGGCGGCUAGCAUAUGAACAGUUGGAUAGAUUUCCUCGAGACUGUGUUAAAGUUGGAGGUCGUCACGGAACUGAAGUAGCCACAGCCUUUUAAUACGAGUUAACUCUGCUUAACUGCGGUCCUAAUAUCUGACCCUUUUCAUUAAGAGGGUUCUGUGAGUUAGCUGAACAGUGUCUAGAACUUGAAGAGUUCUGCUGAGUUUGUCUGGAAAUGUGUUGUUAUAAAAAGAAUUUAGAAUACAGUUUCACAGGACCUAUCUAAUUUUUCCGUGGCCAAUAGCACAGGGCUAUGUAUAAUUCAGUAAAUUACAUCAUUGAUUGUGUCUCACAGUGCUCAGUAAAAAAAAAAUGUCCAUCUUAAGACAUAUGGACUUUUAAAGUAGCCAUCUUUGUACUUUUUGGAAGUUCUUCUACAAUCUUGAAAACCAUCAUGUGACAAUGUGACAAUGUCAGUAAAUAUCAAAUGCCUUGCAGUUUUUCUCUGUCAUGUUCUCAGGGUUGAGUGGCCCUUCAGCUACCUAAUUUUUCUCUAACUCUAAAGCACAAAAAAGAAUUUCUUCAAAUAAAGUUUGCCUGAAGAACCUGGCAACAUGGCCCAUUGUAAGAGGAUAAUUUUUUAACUCCCAUUAUUUGUUUCUUUUUUCUAUCCUGAGAAUUUCCAAGUCAUAUUCCAUUAUGGUAAAAGAUAGGCAGGUAAUGAAGAACUACCUUAUUAAUAUUAAAUAUAUACUUUUUUUUGAGACAGGGUCUUGCUGUGUAGCCCAGGCUGACCUGGAACUUGCUAUGCAGUCGUGUAGCCCAGUAUGGUCUCAAACUCAGAAUCCUCCUGCCUCAACCUCCUGAGUUCUAGGAUUCCAGGUGUGGACUGCUAUGUCUAGCUCCCAUAUUCUUAAAAACAAACAACAAACUCAAAGAUUAAGCUUUUUUUUUCCUAAUUAACAAGAGCCAUUUUUGUGAUACUCUUACAAUGUAAGUGUUUUGCUGCUAAGACAAAUCAAAACCAAAAGCCAUGGAUUCAAAAGCUGUGAUACUCUUUGAAGUAGAAGCCUAGAAAUCGGAUGAAUUCCAAAGGGGGCAGGAAUGGAGGACUAUUAAAAGUGGUCUCUGCUUCUGUAAGAUUGUCAAUGAGAUUAGGAAGAAGGAUUCUCUGAGGGAUGGAGACUGCCCCCUGAGAAAUCAUUCACCACCAGGUAGGAUCCUCUGCCCAAAGAGUUAAAACAGCAGCUCCCAUGAUUGCUGCAGUAUCAGGGUAGCAAGUCCAUUCAACAAAAUAAAAGUCCAAGCCCAUUCAGUAGCUGAUUUUUCUUCUUCUAAAGAGUAGGCAAGGUGGGGUAUGCCAAGGUAUCAAAACAAUAUGUGCAAGUAUAAAGUGUGGAAUAUCAACUGUUUGCUGGAUGUGUUUGUAUAAAAUAUCACUUAGAUGUUAUUUUCAAUAUUUACAUUUUAGCAAGACUUUUAAAAAGAAUUUUAAAGUGAAAAUUGUCUGCCAGGCUUCUGGAAAAAUAGUUCUUUGAACUGUGAAGUUAUAAUGUACAUAUUUGUAUAUUUAUAAAUAUUACACAGAAGCAUAUAUUCCUCAUUUUAAAGGUACACUGUACAGUCUAUAGCUAGUAUUAUAGUCUAUAGUCCACGUUAAAUGGUUGAAAUGUUUCUUUUUAUAGAAAGUGAAAUCACAGAUAUUACAAGGUUCUUUGCUUUGUUUUAGGGUUUUAAUUUUUUAAGAUUGCAUGAGACGUUAAUUCCGUAUCUUUUGUAUUCACAUCUGCAUUUUAUUUUUGGUUGGGGGGAUGCUUUUAGUUUUGUGGCAUUUGUAUUCAUCACUCUUUCAAUCAUGUAAG